GCCCAGAAAAAAACCACCCCGGGGAAAGGACAAGGAAGGCACGAACAGGGAACAACCAAACACCACUAAAGAACUGUUUAAAGAGGCAUUUGGCCCCUCACCGAUGGAGAUGGAGUCCAUCCCAGGAGCCCCCCCGCCCCCGCCCCCACCCCCGGAGAUCGUGAUGGAGGACGCUAUCGAAGAGACAGGUCAGCACACAUCUCAGUACACAUCUCAUGCUCAAGCGCAAGCAGAAGAGAGCGCUACAAAUGGGGCAACUGCAGCAAACGCCCCGGAAGAUUGUAUGAGAAAGGUGGCGGACUGGCUGAUGGACAGCCUCCAGAUGAAAUUCACAGGGCGGGACGACGACUUCUGGGAUGACACGUACAGAGCCCUUAUCCCACUAUUGAAAAACAGCGGGAGCCUCAAAGCGGCCUUAGCAAAUGGACUGCCGGCAGGGACUAAUUGGCAGAGCAUCUGCCACAAACUGCUUGCGAUAGUAAUUAACCUCUCCCAAACUGGGGAACCGCAGGCAGCAAGCUCAGCCCCCUCGGCGAUGUCCAGCACAAUCGCCAACAGUGUAGCGGGUAAUGGUGAUAUAUCUGAAACGUGCAAGGGGGAUUCACAGGCGGGACGAGAAAAGGAGGAAGUGGCCAGUAUCGACUCACAACAACAGCGAGGAGAAGAGGGCGAUUUGGAAGGGGGGGGCCAGGAAAAGGCUAACAAGGGACGAGAACAAAUCAGUAAUCAAACCGAACAGACACCGAACGACAUGAUGGGGAGCGGGGAGACACACGAGGGAGAAGGGACGGAGGGAGAAGGGACGGAGGGAGAAGGGAGGGAAGGAAUCAGGGAGAACGAUGAACAACAGGCAAAAAGGGGAAGAGCAGAGGAAAGGGAACAAGGUGAUCAUGAUUCUGGGAGGCUGGGGAACGGAGAGACACAAGUGGGCGAAGGGAAGCAACCGGUCGAGACCAUAAUAUUCCGCGGAGGCAAGAGGAAGAAGGCCUCUGUCUAGCAUUGGCAGCAUGGGGACCGGAUGCAACAACCAAAUGCCACAGAAGUCAGCCCCCUCGGACCCCCCCCCCCCGCCCCGAAACCCCCGGACCU
Molecule: messenger RNA, 1089 nt
Organism: Chara braunii
Lineage: Eukaryota; Viridiplantae; Streptophyta; Charophyceae; Charales; Characeae
Source: the annotation of a GenBank genome assembly